ACAGACUGCACGCUAGGUUAAGCACUAAAUUAGGUAACUGUCCAGUGACAGCGGAUAAACACCUGCUCGUGCGGAUCAUCCUGAGCCAGAGUAUAGACGGUGAACUGCUCUAAUACGACAAACAUUUGGACCAGGAUUUGAUCCAAGAGGGGGGAUUUGGACAGAAAAUGUCAGCCCUGAAAGGCAAGAGAAAAGAAUAUCUAUCUGUGAAGGAUCUGCAGAAGGUGCUGGACUCAUGCAAACUACAUCUUAAUCAAAUUGACGAGGUCUGGCCAAACAUAUACAUAGGGAAUGUGGCAGUAGCCCAAAACAAGGGUGCCUUGCUGAAAUUAGGUAUAACUCAUGUAUUAAACGCUGCUCACUCCAAGCGAGGCAGCAUAGGGAACCAAAGCUUUUAUGGCAACGACCUUGUGUAUUGUGGCAUUCCAGCAGAUGACUCGACAUACUUUGAUCUGGAUGUUUACUUUCAACCUGCAGCUGAUUUUAUCCAUAAAGCUCUGAAGUCACCUGAUGGGAAAGUUCUGGUGCACUGCAUCAUGGGAAUGAGCCGGUCGUCGACGUUGGUGUUGGCGUACCUCAUGAUCCACCGCCACCUCCCGCUCAAACAGGCCUUGCAGAAGUUGAUCCAGAAGAGAGCCAUCUACCCCAACAAGAAUUUCCUGGCCUUGCUGUUGGACCUGGAUCUGCAGAUGAAAAGAAAAAAGAAAACGUGUCAGAUUCUGUAAUCAAGAGCUGACGUUUACACAUUUCUAGCUACUCUGCGGCGCGGUUUCUGGGGACGGCGAUGCCGGUCAGACCGCAUCAGGCCAACAGUCGAGUCGGAAAUAUUUCUACAGCCAAUGGACUGUCGUAAAAAAUUUUUGUUCCACUAAUGACUAAAUGUCUGUCAGACUCAGAUGUACUUUUCGAUUAACUCGCAUAUCACAUUAGAAUGUUAAACAUGAAGAAAAAUACAUACAUCCACUCCACAGCAUUUCAUCUACUUAUCCCUCAGUUUUUUAUUAGCGUGUUAUAUAUUGAUAUGCAACUCUUUUCAUUUUUUGAUACCAUCAAACAAUGUGAGCACAUUUUGCAGAUUAACAUGCUUGUGUUAGAACUGACAUGGUACAUGUACAGUACAUGAUGCUAACAGUAUGUAAACAGCUGUUAACACACGUGAAAGUGUGACUGUAGUCACACAUUAAUACGCGUUAACAUUCAGUACAGUUGAGACUGACAAAGUCAGCUAUUCAAAAAAAAACCUUACCGUCUAAUCAAGAGUGCUACAGAUAUUGGAAUUUUUGUGACUAUGUCUUGAAAUAUGUUUCAUUCAUGUAAGAUGACUUUUUGUUCAGCACUUCAGUUUUGUAUCACAGCAGAAUGGACCAAAUGUCUAAUGUUUUACAAAGUAUCAUAUUUUAUUAAACUCCGUAGAUGACUCAGAAGAGAUGAGAAAUGUAA
Molecule: messenger RNA, 1440 nt
Organism: Scophthalmus maximus (turbot)
Lineage: Eukaryota; Metazoa; Chordata; Actinopteri; Pleuronectiformes; Scophthalmidae
Product: dual specificity protein phosphatase 13-like
Exons: 3
Coding region: 168-725 (185 amino acids)
Biological process (GO): negative regulation of MAPK cascade; protein dephosphorylation
Cellular component (GO): cytoplasm
Molecular function (GO): protein tyrosine/serine/threonine phosphatase activity; MAP kinase phosphatase activity
Source: RefSeq, a predicted model, not a curated record